Molecule: messenger RNA, 8829 nt
Organism: Chelonia mydas (Green sea turtle)
Lineage: Eukaryota; Metazoa; Chordata; Testudines; Cheloniidae
Gene: USP35
Product: ubiquitin specific peptidase 35
Exons: 11
Coding region: 186-3176 (996 amino acids)
Biological process (GO): protein deubiquitination; ubiquitin-dependent protein catabolic process
Cellular component (GO): nucleus; cytosol
Molecular function (GO): cysteine-type deubiquitinase activity; cysteine-type endopeptidase activity
Source: RefSeq, a predicted model, not a curated record
GGCUGUUAUUAUUGCCUCUGAGCAGCUCCAGCAGCGCCAGAGGCUGCGCUUGGGGUAAGUGCUGGUUGCUGCAGCUGCAGCAGCCCUGGCACUGGCACUGGCGCUGUGGACUCUGCUGCUGCUGCAGCCGCCGCCUCCCCUUCUUUGCGGAUUGUUUGCAGUGCAGCAAGAGUCUAAAAGGUGAAAUGGACAAGAUACUAGAAGCUGUGAUGAUGUCUUCCUACCCCAACAAUGUGAAACAAGGGCUAGUGAGACGCGUCAUAGAGGCAAUAAAGCAGCCCAUGGACAGCGAACAGUGCUGGUCCAUGCUAGAACUCUCCACCAAGCUGUACCUCAUGGGUGACACCAAGUUUAAGAGAGAGAUCGGCAAAGAGGUUUUGGAAGUUUACGGCCACUACCACCCGGAGGAGUUUGAGGAGUUCUUCAAUGUCCGAUUCCUCCUGAGUCUCCUCCAGGAAGGUUACGGGCCUGCGGGGAAAAGGAGCCUUUACGUAUUAGAUUAUAUCCACCUGGGACUGCAGUUCAUCUUGGAGAGCCCGUCAGCCAGUGACAUUUUCAGCCUGCUGAGGAUUGAAGUGCUCCGCAAAGUCUGCGAGCGGCCUGGGCCCAAGCAGUGUGCUAAGAUCAGUAAGCUCUUAUCCCAGCAUCCUCAGUGUGUUCCCACAGGCAAACACCAGACUUUGUUUUGCCAGCAGCUAAUACGAUGCAUUGGGCAGUUCCAGUGCAUCUCAGAAGGAGAAGAUGACAUCAUGGAGUUUCUGGACCACGUGAACAAAGUGAGCGGACUGUUACAGAAGAUCUGGAGAGCUCAGACUUCCUCCAUUCUGCCAUCCUUGAAGGAGCUUUUUACUAUCAUUUCUUCGACAGAGGAGCAGGAAGCUCCAUCGAAUGCCUUGGCCAGCGUGGUCCAAUACGUUCCACUAGAGCUCAUGGAUGGUGUCAUAAGAAACCUAACCAACGAUGACAGCAUAACGGAUAUGCAGAUGAUGACGGCGAUCAGUAGGAUGAUUGACUGGGUCUCUUGGCCCCUAGGGAAGAACAUAGACAAAUGGAUCAUCGCUCUACUGAAGGGUUUGGCUGCAGUGAAAAAGUUCAGCAUCUUGAUUGAAGUCACGCUUUUGAAAAUUGAAAAGGUCUUUUCCAAGUUGCUGUACCCCAUUGUGAGGGAGGGAGCGCUGUCCGUUCUGCUGUACAUGCUGCUGAGUUUCCAGCACUCGCAUGAAGCAUUCCACUUGCUUCUUCCCCACAUUCCCAGACUGGUGGCCUCUCUGAACAAGGAAGACUCCAACUCAGCAACAAGCUGCCUGGAACAGCUGGCCGAGCUGAUCCACUCUAUGUUCUUCCGGUUUUCAGGAUUUCCAGAUCUCUAUGAGCCGGUCAUGGAAGCAGUCAAAGCUCUUCCAAUUCCAAAUGAAGACCGAAUUAAACAUUUAUUGGGACAAAAUGCUUGGACCUCCCAGAAGAAUGAGCUGGCCUGUUUCUACCCACGUCUAGCUUCCAAAUCUGACACAGGGAAGAUUGGGUUAAUUAACCUGGGGAACACCUGCUACAUGAACAGCAUCAUUCAGGCUCUUUUCAUGGCCUCUGACUUUAGGCACUCGGUGCUGAAUUUAACCGAAAGCAAUUCUCAGCCCUUGAUGACAAAGCUCCAGUGGCUCUUUGCGUUUCUGGAGCACAGUCAGCGACCUGCUAUCUCACCUGAAGGCUUCCUCUCAGCCUCCUGGCCUCCUUGGUUUAGCCCUGGAGCUCAGCAGGACUGUUCUGAAUACCUGAAGUACCUGCUGGAUCGGCUACAUGAAGAAGAGAAAACUGGGAAAAGAAUUUACCAAAAGCUUAAAGAGUCCAACUUGAUGCCUCAGGCUGAGGAGCGCCACUACGUAAACAAGACAUUAAUUGAGAAAAUGUUCGGGGGUAAGAUGAUGACAAAAAUCCGCUGUCUGAAGUGUCUAAAUGUCUCCUCCCGAGAAGAAGCCUUUACAGACCUGUCCUUGGCUUUCCCACCGUCCAACAGACACAUGCGUCUGCAGAGCUACACAGCAGUUUUACCAGUGGAAGAAAUCGGCCCACAGAUUAUUGAGCCACCCAUAAAACCACAGAGUCAGGCAAUGGAAUCUCCAAGGAGGCAAAGGAAGCACCCCGUGUCUGGAGAACCUCCCGUCCGGCUCUUGCCAGUAGAAACAGUAGGGUUCCAGGAAGCAGAGGGACAAGCGACUCCUUUCAUCCUGAGAUCCGACAGAGAUCACGUCAGUCUGGAGGCAGUGAAAGAUCCACUGUUGGCUUUUGGAGAGCAGACCUGUGGCUCCGAGGACUCCAGAUCUGUCCCGGACUUGAUCAACUAUUUCUUAUCACCGGAGGUGCUGACAUCCGAGAAUAAAUAUCACUGUGAGAAGUGCGCUUCCCUGCAAGAUGCGGAGAAAGUGGCCGAGCUGACAGAGGGGCCACACUACCUUGUCCUCACCCUGCUGAGGUUCUCCUUUGACCUGAGGACCAUGAAGAGGAAGAAGAUCCUGGAUAAUGUCUCAAUUCCAUUGGUGCUGAAGCUGCCGGUCCUGGUUGCCUCUGAGGACUCCGGUGAAGUUUGCCAGAACAGGAAUGGAUUUGUGUCCAUGGUGUAUGAUCUCUGCAGCGUGGUGGUCCAUUCUGGAGUCUCCUCAGAGAGUGGCCACUACUAUUGUUAUGCCAGAGAGUGUACCAGUACUAGUGCCAGCAGUCAGCCAAGGGACGGGGCACAGAAAAGCAUGUCAGACAAGCAGAUGGACUUUGAAAUCCAGUGGUACCUCUUCAACGACACCAGGGUAUCCUUUUCCUCCUUCGAAUCGGUCAGCAACGUGACCUCUUUCUUCCCCAAAGACACGGCCUACGUGCUCUUCUACAGGCAGCGGCCUUGCAAGCAGAGCUGGGCCGUGCAUGAGGCCGUUUCAGACGCCGUCCGGCUGCAUGGGGAUCCUUCUCCCAGUAAAGACUUGAUGGAAGCCAUUUCCAAAGAUAACAUCCUAUAUUUGCAGGAACAAGAAAAGGAAGCAAGGAACAGAGCUGCCUACAUUUCAACCUUGCCCAAAUCCCCUCUGUGGUGGAGAGAUUUUGACAGGGACAAGGAUGACGAAGGCUCCUCUGGGGGCUGCGGUCCAGCUGCUGGAGGUGGAGGCUCUGGCUCGUUUCAUGGACUAGUCUUCUAAAGGUGCCACUGAACACGAACACUAACUAUAAACAACAAGCAAGAAGCCCCGCUUCAACUUCAUUUCUAACCAAGCCGCGGGGCCCACAGAGGCCAGAGUCUCCUCUCACCUCCUUUGAAGUCAGUGUUACCAAGGAGAGGAGUUUGGCCCUGAAUCCUGUCUGAGUAGAAGGACUUGCUGCUGAUUCAGGGAACACAUUGCUGGCUGGAGUUAAAUCACCAGCACAUGGAGAUUCCCGUUGCUUUCUAUGCACUUGGUCUGAACGCCUUAAAUAAUAUUACUAGCUUCUGAGCUCUGCGGUGAUGAGCUACUGACUGAUAACUAAGCGAAGUGCCACUUUCUUAACUGUAGCAUCAUCUUGCCUGCUGGGUACACCGUUGAUCAAGACUGGGGCAGGGAAAGGGGCAGGGAAACAGGACUCUUUUGGAAGAGACCAAGUGCAGCACCAGUGACCGAAAUGCAGAGCCCCAAAUCUUCCACAUGGAAAUGGAAUCUAUGGCCAAGGUCUUCCAGAAGGGCCUAGAGAUUUUCAGAUGCCUCAGAUUUUGGGUGCCCAACUUGCCGUGCCCCUUAAAGGAGCCUGAUUUUCAGAAAGUGCUGAGUAUCUGCCCUCAGAAAAUCAGGGCCCCUUUAAGGCAUCCCACAUUGGGCACCCAAAAUCUGAGACACCUUAAAAUUGCUCGUCACUUCUGGAAAUCUUGCCUUGUUGAGAUCACAGGGUGCAGCAGCCACAGCUCCAUCUUAAUCCUAGCAGCCAGGCAUCUUGAUUCAAGAUGGAGUAUGGGAUGCCAGUAGAGUAUGCUGGCAUGGUGUCUGUGAUCACGACUCUCGCUAGCGGCUGGUCCCCAACAGCUCUUAUAGUCUGCCGCUUCCUCACUCCCUGCAGGGCCGACUCCUCUGGUGUGAGUGGGAUGGAGUUGUGCUGUUUAUGCCCAAGGGGAUGGGUUCAAUUCCUACUGCUGACUGUGGUGUGUGUGUGUGAAUAUUGUGUAUCCAUAGAAAAAAAAAAACCCCAAAUCCUGAAUUAAAUUCAAAUGACAAAAACAGGAAAUCUAUUAGAGAGGCUAAAUGCAGCAGACCAAUUAGAGAAUGAGAGUUGUUUGUUCCGUUCUAAUUAGUACUAUCCAACCCUUUUGAGGUUUGCCCACCACUAGCACAAUUUCCUCUCACUUCUAAUCAUUCUAGCCCUCAUUGGGUUUUUCCUGAAGGAUCAGCAGAUGCACAAUCCCAUUCCAGGGCUCUUAUUCAGGCAAAACUCCCAUUAAAGUUAGGAUGUCGCACCUUUCUGGAGUGAAGUGUGCGCAUCUUUGUUCCACCAUGAGGGAAUUGCACUACAAGAGAAGAGGGCCUGUCUGGCAAAGUCUCUCCUCCCUUUCACCUUGUGUAGCGCUGGCAGGCCCACUCCAUGCUCUGCAGUAGCAAGGGGGCUCUGGGAACUGCAGGAUGCCUCUGAAAUCCCUCCCCAUAUUAUAGCUAGAUAAAUAUAUAUAGCAUACAUAUGCUAAUUCCCAGGAAAAGAAAGCUGUAGUAAGAUCAGCUCCUCUUCAUUUCCAGCUGGGAGCAAGAUUUAGCUGGCUCCUCUUUACACAGACUGGAAGAGCAAGAACCCAGAAUUCCUCCUUAGUCUUUCCUCAGCGGUGACUCUCACUUAAGGCAGAGUUUAGUGAGUGUUUGACCUCAGGCAAAGGAACUUAAAGUUGAGUAAAACGAUGGUCACAAUUUUCAUUUUGGGUGCCCAGCUGUGGGCCUGAUGUUCAGAGUUGCUGAGCAUGCACAAGCCCAGCUGAAAUCAAUGGGAGCUGUGGAUGCUCAGGACUUCUAAAAAAAAAAAAAAUCUGGUUUUAAGAUGGGCACCUAAACAAACCAAGACGCCCAAAACCAGUCGCCACUUUUGAAAAUAUUUGAAAAGCGGGGAAAUGGCUGAUAAAGGGAAGGAAAAUCUCAAGCUUCCUAGAAACCAUUCAGGACUUUCACAUCUAUUUAACUAUAUCAGAGUUCAUGGUAUGGGGGGUGGGGGGUAAUAGCAGGAAAUAAUGGGAAGACAAUCAAGCUUUAGUCUUGAAACUCUUAGAUUUGGGGUGGCAUUUUCAAAAGUGGCGCCUGUAGUCACUGGGCAUUAGACAGCUGACCCACUCAGGCAGGUUUGAAUUUCCCAGUGGCAGCUAGAUCCACAAAGGGGUCUUAAACUCAGCAUUGCAACACCUAACCUUUAGGUACCUUUAAAGGGGGUUCCACUUGCCACAGGUCCACCUCCUUGGAGGUAGGUCUGGAAAUUAGCUCUCUCCCCAUCUGGCUCCUCCUGCCAUUACUCAUGUUGUGACUCAUCUCUCUCUUCACAACUCAAGGUGCGUUCUCUCUUUGUGGCUCAGCUCCCCGGCCAGGUCACUAUAUGGUUCCUCCUCUUCCUGGGUAACAAAGUCCCACUGGAGAAGCUGUCUGGAUGCUGUCUCAGAUGGUCUCUGUUCCACAUCUCUGGGUCUGUGCCACUUUGCCAGUGGCUGGUAGGGGAACCCAGUCCUCCCUCUAUGCUUCAUUCCAGCCCAGGGGCCCUGUGACUAGCAGCCAAGGUCUGCACUGUCCCAUUCCUUGCUGCUGUUUCCCUGGGCUUCUUCCCAACCUUUCUUAGGCUGGUUCUCCUCCAGGUGCAGCAUCUAAGGAUAACUGGCCUUUCCUGACCCAUGUUAACGCACUCAAGGCUUGUGUGGGCUACACACCCCGUCACAGUACCCUGCCAUUGAGUGGAAUCUGUGGCCCUUUGUUCGGAGCCCAGACUCCCUAUACAACGCGUGGCGAGAGUUAGGCACCUAGGACUGGAAUCCACAAAGCCAGCCACCAACCCUCUUGUGGAGUUAGGCGCCUAAGCCCUUUCUCAUAUGAGGAGGGGGAGGUAGUGGUAGCGGUCCCUGCCCCUCUGUUCAGCCCACUGUUUGAGCACUCGCCCCGCCUGUGGGAGGCCUGUGUUCCAAUCCCCCUGCUCCAAUGCAUAUUUAAUUAGUUAUACACAGUGGAACAGCUUAAACAGAAGAGAUUGAGAGAGAUUUUCCCCAGACUACCCCACCACCUCUGGGCUCUAGCACUGUUUUGUACAGGGCCCAGUCAGGUGGCUUCUGAGCAUGCCCACCCAAUCACAUCCCAAAGGCGAGCUAGGCAGGGGCAUGCCUAGUUUGAGAACCCUGUUGGAGCUUAGAUGUGAGCUUGGUGCCCAGGCAUGUAGAUUGCUGCAUGCCUAGAGGUGGAUUUUUUAGGCGUUUGGGGGCCUUCCAGCAGAAAUGUAGGCAUCUAGGGACUGUAGGUGCCUAGAGAGUUAGGCAACAGCUGAGCAGGGCUUUUGAGAAGCUCUGUUUUGGAUUUAAGUGCUUAAAUGUCAGUUAUGCACCUAAAUCCCUUGGUGGAGCUAACUCUAGGGCCUGCCUGCAUCUUUAUAUGCCUAAAUACCUUUGUAAAUCUAGCUGUAGGUGACUUAGGAGUCCAUGUCCCAUUUAAGCUGUUGACUUUCAAUGAGGCUUCGUUACACAACAUACUGUCAGCCAGUGCAAUUCAUUGCCAGGGGAUGUUGUGAAGGCCAAAACUAUAUCUGGGUUCAAAACAGAGUUCAAACCCUGUGCUUUGGGUUCAAACCCCAUGCUCUGGGCAUCCCUAGCCUCUGACUGCCAGAAUCUGGGAGUGGGUGACAGGAAAUGGAUCACUCAAUAAUUACCCUGUUCUGUUCAUUCCCUCUGAAGCACUUGGCACUAGACACUGUCAGAAGACAGGAUACUGGGCUAGAGGAACCUCUGGUCUGACCAGUAUGGCCACUCGUAUGUGACUAUAUCGUUUUGUGUUUUUAGUGCUGCAACUGGGCCACUGGAGCGCUUCAGUGUAGAUCCCACCUACACUGACAGGAGGGGUUCUCCUCUUGGCAUAGAUAAUCCACCUUUCCAAGAGGUGAUAGCUAGCUUGACAGAAGAAUUCUUCCAUUCACCUACUGCUGUCUACACUGGGGUUAAACUGGUUUAAUUACGACGCUUAGGGGUGUGGUUCUUUCAAACCUCUGAAUGAUGUAGCCGGGUUGACCUAACUUUGUAGAAAGACUUCUAUCAACUUAGUGACCGCCUCUUGGGGAAAUGGAUUAGCUACACCAAUGGGAGAACCCCCUCCUGUUGGCAUUGCUACUGUGCACAGGGGCUACACAAGGCCCCUCAUGCUCCUUGCACACAUGUUAGGCCAGAGUCUUGGGAAUAAUCAUCAUGGUCCUGAUUAGGCAGGUGCAAUCAGUGGCUGUGUGAGAUGGGUAUUGUGGGCUAGGAGUGUGGUUUCUGCCCACUGAAGCAGGGCCUACUUACGGCAAUUGGGGUCUAUGGAGGUGUCAUUUUGUUGGGGGAGGGACAGGAAGUGGGGGUGUCUGAGGGCUUGCACUACACUAGCAUUUGAUACCUCAGUGCAGAACAAGCUGGUUACAUUGCCCUAAGAGUUAAUCUGAAUCUGCUUUUAAUUUCCUAGCUGGGGUUCCCUUCUAGUAAAUGCUUCAUCAGCCUGCCCUGGCCUGCUGGUAUGCUGCACUACAAUAGCAUCGGAGCCAUGGAUGAGGGCUGUACUCCCAAAACAACUCUGGGCACUCAUUUGAUCAAUUAGCAACAUGGCGGGUGAGUGGGCAGGCAGGGAGGAACAGAGAUGGCACAUGACUCAAGGCAGUUUGCAGUCUUAGGAGGACAGAUGCAUCUCAUCUUUGAAACUCCAGGGCACAAAGGAAAGAUGAUUAUUAAACCCAGGCUGUAUUGUAAAAUACUGAGCAUCUACAGUCAGUUUUUUUUUCUUUUUAUGUAUAUCUAUAUCAAUAUAGAUAAAAAACAAAAAAAGACAAAGAAUGCAGGACUAUGACCACUGUCCCCACAAUUCUGCUACAGCCUCACUGAAUCAUUUCUGUGGGAUUAUUGCUGCUAUUUGAUGGUGUCAUCUAUUUCUUUCAAAUCAUUAUGUAGACAGCUAUGUCUAUUGAGUGAUUUUAAGGAAUUAACCAUUUUCCUUGCUCUUUACAGUUAUUUAUAGCAAGCAAUAGGGCGCAGGGGGGAAGAGGUUUAAAUAAACAGCUCUAAAUGAUACACAAGUUGAAAAAAGGAUCUCUGUUCCCCUGCUUUUAUAUAUAUCAUAACAGAAAUAAAGGACUUGCAAAAAUAAGAAUUGUAUUCAUACUAAGUUAUUAGCUGCGCCAUGUUAAAUCCAGUAGAAAAAUUCUGCUCCGAAUUACACUGUUGUAAAUCUAGCGUAUAGCCCCAUUAAGGUCACUGGCUAAGAGCAACCAUUUUAGUGGAGUUACGCCAUUACAAAUGAGAGCAGAAUGUGGCCCAAGCUCUGUAAUUAUAUAGUUUAAAAGUAACACAAUUAAAAAGUACAGUGAUACCCGCUAUUAUUAGUCUAUUGUGUAACCCUUCUGUCCAGGGGGGAUUCCAAAUGUUUGACUUCUACUAAACUUCACUUUAUUAUUUGUCUUACAGUAGCACUAGAGGUGUCAUCUGAAAUCCAGGCCCCCAUUGUGCUGGGUGCUGUACAUAAACAUUGUAAGAGACAGUCUCUGCCCUGAAGAGCCUACAAUUUAAAUAGACAAGAGGGACAACAGGGUGGAAGAAAUGAAGUAUUAUCAUCCUCAUUAACAGAUGGGAAACAGAGACAGACAGAG